AGUAAACAAAUAUUGCGCAAUCCAAUCCAACAUUCUGCAAUUUUAGCCUUAUACAAUAACUAUGGAAUUUAUACCUGGUUUGGAAGAAAAUACAAAUAAAGGAGGCGAAUUAGCUUGUGAUAUCGAUAAUGUAACGACAAUUUCUUUUACACCAACUACAUCAAAUUCAGAAAUUCGGAAAGAAGACAUCGCAGAUUUCGGCGAUGAGGGAUUUCUGUUAUAUGAUGUGUUAUCUCACGAAGAAAGUAACUUGAUUAUCAACGAGGGAGAAAAGAUCGGUUUCGAAAGAAUGAAGGGGGUAAAGGACGAAUACAGAAGUGUUCAACGGAUAACUUUGAACAAUCCAGAUGUUGCACAGAUUCUUUGGGAUCGAAUCAAAGAUUAUUUAAAACCAAUAGAGUUUACAGAAACAAAAGACCCUAAAUCUCAACAUAUACAUGGUAUUCCAUUUUUACUGAAAGGAAAAUGGGAACCAUGCGGUUUAAAUAAUAUUUUUAGACUAUGUAGAUACUACCCAGGAGGACACUUUGCGCCGCAUUACGAUGGUUUUUAUGCAAAAAGUUCUAAUGAAAGGUCAUUGAAGACAUUUAUGUUGUAUCUAAAUAACGAAUUCCAAGAUGGUUGCACGCAGUUUGUAAAUGAGAAUCAGACUUUAUAUAAGGAUGCAAAUGGCAAAUAUUGUGCUGAAGACAAAAAUAUUCUUGAAAGAAUUCAUCCUCAUCCUGGAAUGGCGCUUUUGUUUAAUCAUCAAAGAUUGCACGAAGGUCAGAAAGUAAGAGAUGGGACGAAAUAUAUUUUACGAACAGAUAUAAUGUAUAAAAGAUCUGGUGACAAAACAAUGGACGAAAAUGAAGAAAAGGCUUUACAGCUAUUACAAGAGGCAGAAAGACUAGAGGGCAUGGGAGAUUGCAUGAAAGCUUCAGAAUUUUACAGGAAAGCCUUUAAACUGUCUCCAGCGCUAGAAAAUUGUCAUUGAGAGUUGUGUUGUUACUCAUCCUCAAAGAUACAGCAAUAUAUUGAUAUUUUUAUAUUUUUAUAAAGAUUAGUUUUUACAUGUUUUAUCAAUGUUUUAAU
Molecule: messenger RNA, 1074 nt
Organism: Mytilus trossulus (common blue mussel)
Lineage: Eukaryota; Metazoa; Mollusca; Bivalvia; Mytilida; Mytilidae
Exons: 6
Coding region: 62-976 (304 amino acids)
Biological process (GO): peptidyl-proline hydroxylation to 4-hydroxy-L-proline
Cellular component (GO): endoplasmic reticulum
Molecular function (GO): procollagen-proline 4-dioxygenase activity; iron ion binding; L-ascorbic acid binding
Source: RefSeq, a predicted model, not a curated record